AUGGCGUCCUCCACCAUGCCUCCUCCUCCCACCCCUUUUGCUCAUCGCCGUACUCCUCGACUCAUCACCAAGGGUCUUUCUCCGUCUUCCCCCGCUUGGACAGAGUCAUCAGCAUGCAGCUUGCAUAAGAUGUCCCUGUCCAAGGGCGCAACUUUCCACUACUCAUCCUCGCCGGCCACUGAGGAUGACCCAGUGCUCAGCAUCCCUCACCUGACUCGUCGCUCUCCAACAUGCUCUCAAUCCACUCUCACUAGCUGGCUUGCCGAAAAGGAAGACGUAGCUCAGUCUAUCGCCGACUUCGAACAAACCUUCUCCGGCGCCCGAGGCAGAAAGACAUCGAGCCGUCGUCGCCCAACCCAACUCCUUGACCAACAGGUCUGGGUUCGUCGCAUCGCACUACCAUCAGACGAAGGCUUGGGUUCAUCGAUCAGCCCAGCCAGUGACAAAGGUCUAGCCAAGUCAUUUGAAAGAGCUUUGGAUUUGUUGUCGAAUAAGGACAGUGGGCUGGGCACAUCCAUCAGUGACUCAGCCGAGAAAGCCGUGGGAAACGCCGCCGAAGACGACGGUCUUGCACCAGCAAUUCAAGGUUGGAUUGCCCGCUGCAUGUUGAUGUGUAAAGACAGUGUUAACCAACCACCUGCAGUAGCUGACUCUCCAGACACGACCACUCGGCGCACUAGGCAACGAGGUAGUCUCCCCUCUUCGAGGACUUCCAGCACCGUUACCCGAUCCGCUGUCACGCAGAGCAUUGCUCCUCCUGCUUCUCGACAUACCCUGCGUCAUCCUGCAUUGAGUCCCUCCGCUCGGAAGAAGAUCAAGGACUAUAUAAUCACACCCAUCCUCCGAGAAGACCGCUUUGAGGACUUUCAUCCUCUUGUCACUGCUCUUGGAUCCAAGAACAACAAGGCUGUCACAUGCCUGCGUGACCUUGAACAAAGCCUCAUCUUCCAGCCACUGACCCUUGCCAUCUCAAGGCAAUUGUACCGCGUCUUUGGCGAGUUUACGAUCCAGCUUGUUGUCGAUACAUAUCAGCAUCUCGCUGAGUCUGAACAACGCCGUGCUGCCGACCGGCCAUACGAUAACGGUUACUUCCUUGACUUGGUCCAACAAGUCAACCGACUAGCUGCGCAUAUCGGCUCUUCCAGUCGCGCUCAGCAGGCGGGCACUGCUGAGGAAGACGACGACAUGGCUUACUCCAUCGAUGAUGAGGUCACCCUUGAGGGUGGCCUCGGCGAAACCGGUAACGAAGCUGAGCUCGUUCGCUGGAAGAACGGCAAGGGCUAUUCUCUCAGGACUGGUCUACCUUACAUGCCCACUCCUGGAGUAAAGAGAGCGAGCAGCGAGGCUCUCGAUGAAGAUGUGGCAAGGUCCAUGGCUCGCAGAAAGAAGGGCUACAUCCCCGAGAUCGUUGAGAUGAAGUGCUCCGACCCUACUUGCGACAAGAUCUUCACGAGGAAAUGUGAUCUGGCCAAACACGAAAAGACUCAUUCUCGCCCUUUCAAAUGUCCCGAGACGAGCUGCAAGUACCACGAGCUCGGUCUUCCGACUGAAAAGGAACGUGAGCGCCACAUCAACGACCGUCAUUCCAAAAAUCCUGUCUACUAUAAGUGCGACUUCUGUGAGUUCCGAACUAAGCGCGAGAGCAAUUGCAAGCAACAUCAGGAAAAGAAGCAUGGCUGGCACUAUGAGCGCGCCAAGGGCAAAGACAAGGCUGUCACGAAGAUGACACCAGCUCAAACUCCACGAACUCCAAGCAUGGAUUACUCCCCCAGUCCAGCUGUAUCUAUUAGAACUUGGGACGAUGCCAGUUCCGUUGCAGGAAGCAUUGCUGGAAGUAUGCCAGGUAGCAGUUCGAUGACACCAUUUGAGCAGCCAAUCAACGCUUUCGACAACUUCAACUCAACGCCAGUCACUUAUUCGAACCCAAUCUUUCCGCGGAACCCUCCGGCGGCGCCAUACAACCCCAUGGGAGAUGAUUUCGACUUCAACGCCCCGUUCCAGAGCUCUUAUCAGCCUGCUCAAUAUCCCAACAUGAUGACCACACCCAUCACGCCAACCUACAGCAACAUCACCGAGCCAUCUCCAUACAACACUGCAAUGGAUAUCACAAUUGAUUGCAACAACCAAACUUCCUGGAACCAGGGGCUGCCGACCCCGAGCUCCUACUUCCAGCCAAAUUCCCGCAAUCCCUCCAUCUCGGAGCAUUCUCCCAUGAUUGCUGGUCCCUCUGGGCAGUCAUUCAAUGACGCCCCUUUGAUUGCCUCGGACCCAGAAUUUCCUCAGAACGACUUCUCACUGUUUGGAGGUGAAGGUAGCAGUGCGUUUUCCAACCCUGCCGCCGCCACAGCGACUUUGUUCCCAGGCGGUCCAGAGGCCUUCGCUACUCUUGACAACGACCCCAUGUUCGCUUCUGCCUGGAACGAUAGCGACUUCAUCGAUUAUGAUAUGAACAACUAG
This is a messenger RNA of Cladophialophora psammophila CBS 110553, 2457 nucleotides long. RefSeq lists its product as uncharacterized. Gene Ontology annotation, biological process: regulation of transcription by RNA polymerase II. The transcript is spliced from 2 exons. The record is from RefSeq and is a predicted model, not a curated record. Gene Ontology annotation, cellular component: nucleus. The coding region runs from base 1 to 2457 and encodes 818 amino acids. NCBI's taxonomy places the organism in Eukaryota, Fungi, Ascomycota, Eurotiomycetes, Chaetothyriales, Herpotrichiellaceae.